AAGAAUAUAACAGGACCAAAGUUUCUUGACCUGGUAGCUUUGGUGCCACAACUCCAAUCACAAAUCCUCAGGGACAUCAAAGUCAGUGCUCAAAACGACAGCACUUUAUACCCAGCUGGCCUUGAACAUGCAAGAAACCAAGCACCUGUCAAUCAAUCCCUCAAACAACUACCACCUCUUGCUUUAGCUUUUAUUGAUUGCUAUAAAAUGAUUUUAUGGAUAAAUCUUUGAUCUUGAAGAAGACCUGAGCUGUUCAUCUGCUCCAUACAGGGUAGGGUAUAUUGAGAUUCUGGUUUUUGUUGUAGAAAGAUUUUUGAAUCAGAGUGGUGUAAGUUUUUUGCUAGAAAUAAUGGAUCUUGAUUUGAACCAAGAGCCUUUAUACCCUUCCAAUGACUCGCUGUUGGGACUAGCAUCCAUACGAGAUGAAUUAGAAAACACCCAUGGUCAUAUAGAAGAACGCCUCAGGCAGCUUGAAGCAGUUACUUUCAGGGCUAGACAACGACAGAGAUGGAGACAAAGUCACUUUACCCCUCAAACAGUGAAUGUUUCUGUGGAACCAGCUACUGUUAAUGUUCACAGUGACGGUGGGCUGCUUAUUGGGGAGGCUGGUGUUGCUACUGAAGAAAGGAGAGAUGAGAUGAAUAAAUUUGGCAAAAGAAAGAGUACCUAUUUGAUAGCUAAAGCAUUAGGCAGGAAGGGGAAUGGUAAGAAGGCCAGAACUGACAGGAGGAGUGUAUUUGAUUGUAACAUAUGCCUUGAUAUGGCACAAGAUCCUAUAUUAACUUCUUGUGGACACCUGUUUUGUUGGCCGUGCUUCUAUCAGCUGUCGUAUGUUUACUCGAAUGUGAAAGAAUGCCCUGUUUGUGUGGAAGAGGUUACAGAUACAAGCAUUAUUCCAAUUUACGGCAAUGGAAACAGUUAUGAUAACAAGAAGCUCAAGUUGAAGGAGUCUGGCUUGAAGGUUCCUCCUAGGCCCUCUGCACAAAGAGUUGAGAGUGUGAGGCAACAACUCAUUAAUCACGGUGCAUUUUCUUCUUCCAUUGAGGAAAGGAUGCGGUAUAUUGGCAAUGUGCUCAUUGCAAUGGGGGAGAUACCUCCAUCAGAGGGUCUUGAUGGUGUUCCUCUUGAAUCUGACAGAAUCAGUUUCUUGGCAAAUCGAACCAGUACUUCUCAGGCACUGCCUUCCAUAGGGGCAGACAGCAGCCAGCACCACCGUUCUGUUCAAGUUUCUAGGUUACUGUUUCAAGGAGCUGCUUCACUAUCCUCCUUUUCAUCUGCAGUGAACACUGCAAUGGAAUCUGCUAUGGAAUCUACAGAAAGAUUAUUUGAGGACCUUGGGGCAAUUUUGCACAGCCAUCGUGGGAGAAGAAACCAUCAACAAUCUUCACGUCCUGCUGAUAGAGAUUCAUUUUCAAGCAUUGCUGCUGUUAUUCAACCUGACAGCCAGAACCCGGAUACUGUUGCCGAUGCUGAUUCUACAUUGCCACAGUCUGCUUCUUCUUCCAGGCCUGACGAUGUUGUCACUGUUUCUCAAUUGGAAAGCCAUAGAACGGGUACUGCUAUAGAAAGCAAUUUUAGUGUGCCCAUUUCUUCAUCUUCUAGAAGAAGAAAUCUAGUUUUUAGGCUUUCAGAAGUGGACAAUAGCGUAGAAACAAAUUCUUCUUCAUCCAGGAGAAGGAUUGAAGUUCCUAGAGCUUCAGGGGCAGACAAUGGAAAUAACCGUGAACGUAGAAGGAGAAGCUUGAACUGAUGUAGCCAUAGAAAUAAGGGUUAAAUUGAUUGCAUGUUCCUUGUCUGAGUACUGUGAUUUAGUUGUGUUGUUGGAAACUAAUACAUGUUUGUGUUUAUGAAGACCGUGUUUGCCAAUCUAGGCAUUGAGUGCCAAUUGCAAUUUAAGCAAAAUAUUGGGAUCA
Populus nigra (black poplar) is the source of this 1913-nucleotide messenger RNA. RefSeq lists its product as uncharacterized. Gene Ontology annotation, molecular function: ubiquitin protein ligase activity; ubiquitin-like protein conjugating enzyme binding. Gene Ontology annotation, biological process: ubiquitin-dependent protein catabolic process. NCBI's taxonomy places the organism in Eukaryota, Viridiplantae, Streptophyta, Magnoliopsida, Malpighiales, Salicaceae. The record is from RefSeq and is a predicted model, not a curated record. Bases 350 to 1750 code for a protein of 466 amino acids. Gene Ontology annotation, cellular component: endoplasmic reticulum. The transcript has 2 exons.